Molecule: messenger RNA, 1333 nt
Organism: Radiomyces spectabilis
Lineage: Eukaryota; Fungi; Mucoromycota; Mucoromycetes; Mucorales; Radiomycetaceae
Product: nucleotide-sugar transporter-domain-containing protein
Exons: 3
Coding region: 178-1269 (363 amino acids)
Biological process (GO): pyrimidine nucleotide-sugar transmembrane transport
Cellular component (GO): Golgi membrane
Molecular function (GO): UDP-galactose transmembrane transporter activity
Source: RefSeq, a predicted model, not a curated record
CGUAGUUGGUGUUUUUCUUCUUCUGUUCUCGUGUGGCACAUCACAAUCACUUUCACACUUGAACAAAAUUUUCCCUUUUUCCUGAUCCGCUAGGUUUUUCUAAUUCGCCUUGAAUUGGCUCUUUCCAUUCGUUUUUUUGUCUUUCUUCGUUAUCCUCUUCUUCAUGCAUUUAUCAUCAUGGCACACUAUGCAUCUAACCGAAUAUUCAAAAAAUCGAGACAUUUACUUCCCAUCAAUACCACGAUACCAAAAAACGAACCUCGCAUAUGUUAUUUAUCAAGGCAACAGAUGUCACUGGUUGUAUUGGUAGUGCAAAACACACUGCUCGUACUGAUGAUGCGAUACUCUCGAACCCAAAAAGCCGCCGAUCAACCUCUCUACCUUGCAUCGACGGCUGUCGUCAUGGCCGAAAUGGUGAAAAUCGCUGCCUGCUUCAUCAUUUUACGAUGGCAACAUUCCUCAUGGCAAGAUUUCGGUCAACAGAUCAAAAUGGAUGUGAUUGGAAAACCUCGCGGAUUGCUUAUCAUGAUGAUCCCUUCGGGGUUGUAUGCGUUGCAGAACAAUCUUUUAUAUAUUGCUCUCAGUAACUUGGAGGCCGCCACCUUUCAGAUCACGUAUCAACUGAAAAUUCUGUCGACGGCCAUUUUUUCCGUCUUACUAUUGGGCCGCUCAUUGAACCGUACACAGUGGUUUGCACUGACCAUGCUCAUGGCCGGUGUGACCUUGGUACAAACGCAGCAAGUCAUGACCGCCGCAGUGCCAGACGAACCGAAUAGCAAGGACACUCACUUUCAGAAUCCGUGGAUCGGACUACUGGCCGUAUUGACAAGCUGUGUGUCUUCUGGGUUUGCAGGAUGCUAUUUCGAAAAGAUCUUGAAGACUUCCACGACGUCCAUGUGGAUUCGCAACAUUCAACUGAGUCUAUGUGGCGCAUUUUUCUCGCUGCUGGGGAUGAUGAUCUACGAUUUACCGUUAAUACGAGCGGGAGGACUCUUCCAGGGAUACGAUUGCAUGACGUGGUUGGUGAUUAUCAACCAAGCCUUGGGAGGACUGUUGGUGGCCAUUGUGGUAAAAUACGCUGAUAAUAUCCUCAAAGGCUUUGCCACAAGUAUAUCCAUCAUUGUAUCAAGCAUCAUCAGUUUUUAUUUAUUUGCAUUUCAACCUACCCUUGGUUUCAUCGCCGGGGCUAUCAUCGUUCUCAUCGCCAUGAUUAUAUACAGCAAAGAAUCCAUGCCCAAAUCCACCUCCAUCACUAAACUAUAUUCAUAAUCUUUAAUCCUGUUAACUACUAAUAUAAUACAUCAUACAAGACGUUUUUUGCAUUCCAGCUAAG